Molecule: messenger RNA, 801 nt
Organism: Saprolegnia parasitica CBS 223.65
Lineage: Eukaryota; Oomycota; Saprolegniomycetes; Saprolegniales; Saprolegniaceae
Exons: 3
Coding region: 1-801 (266 amino acids)
Source: RefSeq, a predicted model, not a curated record
AUGCCGCUCUUGGCGCCGCGGCUUUUAGACGCGCCGUCGUCGCUGCGGCGCGCGACCGCCGAAGCGCUGGUCCAUGCCGAGUACGGUCGGCUCGAGAGCAUUGUGCUCUCGUCCAAGAUCCAUGAAGCGACCUCGCGCGUGCAGAACACGAGCAUCACGUACGAUGAGAGCGCGCAUGCGAUCCGCGUCGACUGCACGAUGGCGCAGAUGCACAAUCUGACAGUCGACCAGUGUGCGCUGGCCAUCUGGAAGUACUACAACAAUCUCGUGCCGAUUGAAGUCAAAGACACGUCGUUUGUGGUGCUCGAAGAGUGGGACGCCAACUUGUCUUAUGGCCGCCUCGUCAUGGAGACGCCCGGCGUCGAGAUCCACUGCCACGUGGUUCAAAAGCGGUUUCUGGAGCCGAACCGAGUUGUCAUUUGCUCGGCCACCAUCGCCCACGAUGAAAAGUUCCCGUACGACCCAGACGCCUACGUCCUCCAUGAAAGCACGUGGAUUGCGAUCGAAGCCGGGAGCCAGCCCGGUAUGGCGCGCGUCUACUACUGCGGACAGGGCUCGGUGCCGUGUGCGCCGAAACCAGCGCUCGCAAUGCCGUACGAGUCGCUCGCAAAGUCGCUCCAGACGUGCUACAAUGCCCACUUGGACGCGGUUAAGCUGGUGAACGUGCCGAUCACGCCGUCGCCACCGCCGUCGCAGACGUUGUCGGGCCAUGUGGAAAACUUGCAGCAGCAAAUUAACGGGCUCCAGUCGAUCGUGCUGCAACAGCAAAAGAUGCUCCAGGCCAUGAUGCUCACGCGGUAG